This is a messenger RNA of Lingula anatina, 606 nucleotides long. RefSeq names its product TBC1 domain family member 13. Gene Ontology annotation, biological process: intracellular protein transport; activation of GTPase activity. Lineage: Eukaryota; Metazoa; Brachiopoda; Lingulata; Lingulida; Lingulidae. The record is from RefSeq and is a predicted model, not a curated record. Gene Ontology annotation, molecular function: GTPase activator activity.
AUGCUGUUUUUCUUUUUUUUCCAGGAGUCAAAGAAGCGGUCUUUUAGUGAGGAGUUUGUGGUGUUACCAGAUGGGCAGGAGGCCCACUGGGAGGUGGUGGAAAGAAUGCUCUUCAUAUAUGCAAAACUCAACCCUGGACUGGCAUAUGUACAGGGAAUGAAUGAAAUAAUGGGUCCCAUAUACCACACAUUUGCCUGUGAUCCAAGACAGGACUGGAGAGAAAAUGCAGAAGCAGAUGCCUUCUUUUGUUUCACAAACCUUAUGGCAGAGAUUCGUGAUAACUUUAUCAAGACACUGGAUUUUGAUUCUUCUUGUGGAAUAGGUGCUGAAAUGAACAAGCUGAUGUUACUGCUGAAGAAAAAAGAUCAGCGUCUUCAUGCUCAGUUGCGAGACCAGGACCUGAAGCCUCAGUUUUUUGCCUUCCGCUGGAUUACCUUGCUGCUGUCUCAGGAAUUUAGUCUUCCAGAUGUUAUCAGAUUGUGGGAUUCCUUGUUUGCUGACGGAAAAAGAUUUGAAUUCCUUCUGUAUAUUGGCUGUGCAAUGCUGAUUCACCUAAGAGAAGAAUUGUUACAAGGGGAUUUCACUGUAAAUAUGAAGCUAGUGCAG